AUGUGUAGAGAGAUCCACCUUCUUGACGACACCUCAAAGGAGCUAUUUUUGCGAGACUUCAACACUCUGUACUGCGUCUCUGCAAGCAUCUAUUUCGCAUCACGUCCCACAAAAGCCCAGGCGUCUUCGAAGCAGUGUGUGACGACGGGAAAAGACCCCCAGGAAACACGGGCGCUGGUGCUGACCCUGGGGGGUAUCCUGCCUUUAAUGAUUAUCCUGCUGCUCUUGGUCUUCGUGGGGGUUCCCGUGUACCACUAUGUUUUCUGCUCCAAACAAAAACACCCCCCCAAUCUGCAGCUGGUCCCGCACCUCCCGGAGUUCCAGCACUUUUAUUCCGACAUGCUCCUGAAGGUGAACUUCAUCUACGUCGACAACGCCAUGGCCGAGUUGGACCCUGAAGACCAGGGAAGAGCCAAAGGCCCUCAAAAAGCCUCCCUCCAUCCUGCCCACCAAUCAGAGAUGGAGAUGCUUCUUGCCCACCAAUCAGAGAGGCAGAUGCUCCCGGCAUACGCCGCCCAGCAAGGAGCCCAUGAGGGGGUUGUGAAGGCGGAGCCAAGGACUGUGGUUCAGCAGGAGGUUCACGGUGUAGAGGUGACUCAGAGCAAGCACUCCAACUACGGCUUCGUGCUCAAGGCUCAACCGGUGGAAGAGGUGGCCAAGGUUACCCAGGCAUGCCUGCCGUUUGCUGGCGAGGGCCAAGUUCCCGGCGACAGGGUGGGCGGAGCCUCUGCUGCAUACAAACAGCAGUGGCAGGCUGCCUGUCCGGGCCUCCAGGAGGAACACGAGACAGAAGAAGGCACCAUAGUGAACUGGGACCCGCAGACCGGCACGAUUCAGCUCCCUCUGCUCUCUGACUUUGAGCCAGAACUCGAGCCUGUGGAGGAAGUGAGCCUGCGCUGUGACGACGCCCAUUCCUUUGAUGUCUUCUCUAAAGUUUACAUCAGGCGCUCGCUAGAUGGGUCCACUGAGUUCGAAGAUGAUCUGACCAAAAUGGAGAACAUCUGGGCUCUCCAGGUCAACAUGUGA
Paramormyrops kingsleyae is the source of this 1026-nucleotide messenger RNA. The record is from RefSeq and is a predicted model, not a curated record. NCBI's taxonomy places the organism in Eukaryota, Metazoa, Chordata, Actinopteri, Osteoglossiformes, Mormyridae.